UGCAUAGUAUAUAUCCUCUCCUUAUUCUCUUUCUAGUUUCCAACUUGAUCUAGUGGGGACUGGCGAAUCAUAAUAACAUCUGUAAACUAAUGUUAAUGGCGCCGCGGCGUCCCAUUUCCACCAUCAGCCUCCUCUUCUUGGUCCUCCUCCUCCUCCUCCUCCUCUUCUCUUCUCUCUCUUCAUCCCCACUCGUUGUCGCAGAUGAUUAUCUGCAGGCCGAGUGCUUCAAUGUUCCAUCUUCAGAUUUCAUAGCUUCUGUCAAGUCCACUAUUGACGUUGUGCGCAAGGUCACCUCUCUGGUUUCCAAGUUCGCCAAUGCCUUGUACGAUUUUCGUCUUUCCACUGCCAUCAACGACUGUGUGGAUUUGCUUGAUUUCUCUGCCGACGAGUUGAGCUUGACCCUCUCUGCAUCACAGAAUCCCUCGACAGAGAAGGAUAGUAGCACGGGAAAUCGGGUAUCGGACAUGAGGACAUGGCUGAGCGCCGCACUCGGCAAUCAAGACACCUGCAUGGAAGGAUUCCAAGGAACCUCCAGUUUCGUGGAGGGGAUCGUCGGUGGGAGCCUUGGGCAAGUCACUUCCCUCGUGUCUGACCUGCUCGCAAUGCUACGACCACAUGAUACCCAUUUUCAUGGAACGACUACAGAGAAGAAGAAGAAGAAGAAGAUGAAGUCAUCGGGACCAGCGGGGAGGAAGCUUCUCGUGGUACCCGCAGAGGGCGACAAUGGUGGUUUUCCGGCAUGGGUUAAAACUGGAGAAAGGAGAUUGUUACAGCAGCAACCAUCACUGGGAGUGUCAGACGCAGACGUCGUUGUGGCGGCGGAUGGGAGUGGGAAUUAUACAAGGGUGAUGCAUGCGAUUGAAGCAGCUCCUGAUAAUAGCACGCGAAGGUAUGUGAUUUACGUGAAGAAAGGUGUGUACAGAGAGAAUGUGGAUAUCAAGAAGAAGAAAUGGAACCUCAUGAUCAUCGGUGACGGUAUGGAUCUCACAGUCAUUUCCGGUAACCGCAGUUACGUUGACGGCUGGACCACCUUUCGUACUGCAACCUUUGCUGUCUCCGGAAGGGGAUUCAUAGCUCGGGACCUGACCUUUGAGAACACGGCUGGACCACAAAAGCACCAAGCGGUGGCUCUCCGAUCGGACUCAGACCUGUCGGUGUUCUUCAGAUGCGGAAUCAGGGGAUACCAGGACACCCUCUACGCCCAUUCCCUCCGCCAGUUCUACCGCGAGUGCCACAUCACCGGCACCGUCGAUUUCAUCUUUGGUAACGGUGCGGUCGUCUUCCAGAACUGCCAGAUACUCGCCAAGAAGGCCCUCCCGGAUCAGAAGAACUCUAUUACCGCACAGGGCAGGAAGGACCCGGGACAGAACACCGGAUUUUCCAUCCAAUUCUCGAACAUCUCCGCCGACUCCGAUCUCCUAGCUGCCGGUGUCAACUCCACCCUUACCUACUUGGGCCGACCCUGGAAACUCUACUCUCGAACUGUCUUCAUGCAGUCCUACAUCAGCAGUGUGGUAAGGCCCGAAGGGUGGUUGGAGUGGCAGGGGAACUUCGCCUUGGACACCCUCUUCUACGGGGAGUACAGGAAUUAUGGGCCCGGGGCCGCUCUGGGUGUCCGAGUGAAAUGGCCUGGAUUCCGCGCCAUCAAUGACUCCACCCAAGCUUCUAAUUUCACUGUCGCUCAGUUCAUCGACGGCAAUAUGUGGUUGCCUUCCACGGGCGUCAAAUAUACCGCCGGUUUGACAACUUAAA
Messenger RNA from Telopea speciosissima, 1752 nucleotides. RefSeq names its product pectinesterase/pectinesterase inhibitor PPE8B. The record is from RefSeq and is a predicted model, not a curated record. NCBI's taxonomy places the organism in Eukaryota, Viridiplantae, Streptophyta, Magnoliopsida, Proteales, Proteaceae. The coding region runs from base 90 to 1751 and encodes 553 amino acids. Gene Ontology annotation, biological process: cell wall modification. Gene Ontology annotation, molecular function: pectinesterase activity; pectinesterase inhibitor activity. The transcript has 3 exons.